This is a messenger RNA of Schistocerca gregaria, 2085 nucleotides long. RefSeq names its product UDP-glucosyltransferase 2-like. Bases 114 to 1694 code for a protein of 526 amino acids. The transcript is spliced from 5 exons. Lineage: Eukaryota; Metazoa; Arthropoda; Insecta; Orthoptera; Acrididae. The record is from RefSeq and is a predicted model, not a curated record. Gene Ontology annotation, molecular function: UDP-glycosyltransferase activity.
GGAGACUCGUGCAUUUUUCAUCAGUAUUCAGAUAUAGAAUAAGUGACGGAGGUGAGUGGAAUAUUUUUUACUGGCCGCUGCAUCCGUUUGAUCCUCGAUGGUACUUCAUCGCAAUGAAGCGCAUUUUCUUGCUGCUGGCCGUUACGAUGGCGGCUGGACCCGGCGACGGAGCCCGUAUACUAGGACUGUUCGACUUCCCAGGGAAGAGCCACUUCAUGAUGUUCGAAGAAGUGUUGAAGGCACUGGCUGCCCGCGGCCACGAGGUCAUCGUGUACAGCCACAACCCGCAAGAGAAGCCCAUACCAAACUACAAGGAUGUCAGCUUGGCGGGCUCUUUAAAAGGCCCUCCCGGUGGGGUCACUUCCAAGGAUAAAGAGCUGGGAAUAAAUAACCCCUACGGUACACUAAAACUGCUCGAAGUUAUCACUGUCAGGUCUUGUGAGAAGGUUCUCCAGCAUCCAGCGAUGCAGGCUCUGAUGAAAUCGAACGAGAAAUUCGACCUCAUUUUCACGGAGGCUUUCACGACAGACUGUAUGCUGCCGUUUGUGCACAAGUUCCAGGCGCCAAACAUAGCAAUUUCUUCCACCCCGCUAAUGCCGUGGACAGCUGAUCGUUUUGGUAUCCCGGACAACCCCUCUUACAUACCUGUUCAGUCUUUCUCUGCUAGUGACCACAUGGGAUUCCUUGAGCGCCUUAGCAACACAUGGUAUCUGAAGUACAGCAAGUGGUUCUUCAAGACUUACAUAGACACACCUACCAACCAGGCUGUCAAGAAAUUUUUUGGAGACAGCCUUCCGCCUCUGAGCGAAAUUGCUAAGAAUACGAGUAUGCUCUUCGUCAAUACGAAUCCAGCACUGAACCCACCCAGACCACUUGUGCCAGCUGUCGUGGAGAUCGGAGGCAUACAUCUGAAACCUAAACAGAAACUACCAGAGGACAUCCAAAAGUUCAUGGACGAAGCAGAACACGGAGUAAUAUUCUUCACGUUCGGGUCUGUACUGCAGGCCCGGGAUUUGUCUGAUGAGAAACGAAGUGCAAUACUAGAAGCGUUUGCAGAGCUUCCCCAACGCGUUAUUUGGAAAUGGGAGGCUGAAAAUCUUCCAGGGCAGCCCCCUAACCUGUUAGUACGCAAGUGGCUGCCUCAGUAUGAAAUACUGAGCCAUCCUAAGAUGCGAGUGUUCAUUACGCAUGGUGGACUGAUGGGAACCACCGAGGCAGUCUACAAUGGUGUGCCAUUGUUGGGAAUACCUUUGUUUGGCGACCAGUUUCAUAAUAUUAAAAUGGCUGUCAGAAGAGGCGCUGCUAUACUUCUACCCUUCCCAGAAAUGACGAAGAACACUCUGCUAGAAUCCUUGCGCACUCUGCUUAAUGACUCUGGGUACAGGAAGAGAGCCAUGAUGCUGUCAGAGGCGUACAAGGACAGACCCAUGAGUCCUCGGGAAGCCGCCGUCUACUGGUCGGAAUACGUCAUCCGGCACAAGGGAGCCAGGCACCUGCGCUCUGCCGCCGUCGAUCUGGAGUGGUACCAACUGCUGCUGCUGGACGUCAUUGCUUUCGUCGUCCUCGGCUGCAUUGUAGUCGCCGGUAUAGGCCUGUUGCUCCUGAUAGCUUUCCUAAGGUGCAUAGGCGUGCUCAAAGGCUCAGCAAAAUCUAAAGAAGUGCAGGCUAAAAGCAAGAAGAGCAAGCAACAGUAGUCGGUAUCCAUCCAUCCACUCACUCUAAACAGGCUGGAUCCGUCAAAUUUACCUCCGUGGCGGUUGGGUGAGGACGUGUAACUCGGCGUGUGACUCCAGUACUUUGGCGACGAACAUAAGAAUAUUGCUUGCAGGUGUUGAGCGACACAACGAUUCACUAGCAAUAGGGGUGUAUGAAGUCAGUGACAAAUGCUAAUUUCGUGUGGAACUCGGAGAAGCCAAGAGAAAGUAACUGAGAACGCAGCAAUGACAAGUAAUAGAUCAACAUUUAUUUUUCCGUUAUGUUCAGCUGUAACUCAAUGAAAGUCAUGAUUCUGUGAUGAAAUCGGAAUGCAAUAAAUUGUAGAGGUAUCAUUAAAUGACAAACAUGAUUACAUAUUCGAAACAGAAA